GGAAGAAACUAACCUCUGAGUCUUCGGUUAUCUUUCUCACCAUAUGAGCUAAUCCCACUUUUCAUUUCCAGCCAUACACAAUUCCUAAUAAUCCAAUGAAUAAAAAGCUCCUCAUCUUCAUGGUUCUAUGUUUUGCUCUGCUGCAAAAUCCUACAACCAUUUCCUCUGCUAAACUAAAACCCAAAACCAAAGGAUUCAUAUAUGAUACGUUUGAUGAAGGUAAGGAUUCCUCCUCCUUCAUAUUCAAUUCCUCUUCUAUUGAUCUAAAAGCCCUUCAGUUAACUCCAGACAACGAGAACCAACCAAAUGGCUACAAUAACAAGUCCGGUCGUAUCAUGUAUCACAAGCGUUACAAACUCUGGUCGACCGAAAGCCAAAACGACGAUGUAAUUGCCUCCUUCAACACUAACUUUGUCAUUAACAUGUAUCGAAACGACAAUUGGGAAGCCGGUGAGGGGCUCACUUUUCUGAUAGCUCCAGACCUUGUCUUGCCGGAUCAGAGUUAUGGACGGUGGCUUGGCUUAACCAACGCCACCACCGACGGCAAGCCCGGAAACCACUUCGUUGCCAUCGAGUUCGAUACUAAAAGCCAAGGCUCGGACCCUAUUGGUAGCCAUAUCGGCCUCGAUGUCAACUCGGUGGUUUCGAAUAAGACUGUUCUUGUGGAUCAGUUUAAGCCAAAAGCAAAUUACAGCGUUUGGAUUGAAUACGAUGGCGUGUUGAAAUUAAUGGAGGUUUACAUGGCCAUUGAUGGCGAUGCUAAGCCUGAGAAACCGAUUCUUAGUGACAAAAUAAACUUGAAAGAUUAUGUCAAUCAGUAUUCUUACUUCGGUUUUUCAGGUUCCACAGGGGACCCUGCGAAACAGUUCAACUGUGUCAUACGAUGGAAACUAGAAAUUGAUGAUUUGAAUCCCAAAAAACAUUGGAAACCGUUGAUAAUUGGCGUUUCCGUUAGCUUACCGUUAUUGGGUUUGGCUUCAGUCUUGUUAUGUAUCAAGAUCAGAAGGGCUAAGAAGAGAGGACUUCAGGAUGAGGAGUCCAACGUCUUGGGAACCCUUAAAAGGUUGCCUGGGAUGCCUAGAGAGUUUAAGUUCAAAGAUUUGAAAAGGGCCACUAAAAACUUUCAUGAGAGUAUGAUCCUGGGAAAAGGUGGAUUUGGCGUUGUUUAUAGAGGUGUUCUCAAUGAAGAAAAUGACCAUAAUGGUAAUAGUAAUAGUUCUGCUUCUAGUAACGAAGUAGCUGUGAAGAAAUUCUCCAGAGAUAACAUAGAUGGUAAAGAAGAUUUCUUGGCUGAACUCACCAUUAUUCAUCGUCUUCGCCAUAAACAUCUUGUCCGCUUAGAAGGUUGGUGCUACGAGAAAGGGAAGCUUUUACUAGUAUACGACUACAUGCCGAACGGCAGCGUGGAGAAACACCUCAACAAAUCCUCAAACCAAAACACCCUCUCGUGGGAACAUCGACACAAGAUCCUAACAGGUGUGGCCUCGGCGUUACAUUACCUUCACAACGAAUAUGACCAAAAGGUCGUUCACCGUGACCUUAAAGCCAGCAACAUCUUGCUAGACUCCAACUACAACGCACGCUUGGGGGACUUCGGCCUAGCUCGAGCCUUGGAGAAUGAAAGAAACUCAUACGCCGAGCUAGAACUAUGCGGUGUCCCGGGCACCAUGGGCUACGUAGCUCCGGAAUGCUUCCACACCGGAAAGGCUUCUCCGGAAUCUGACGUGUUUGGCUUUGGUGCGGUGGCGCUAGAGGUCGUGACAGGCAGAAGUCCCGGAGUUCAGAUUCAGCAUGAAAAAGACCAGCUCACGCUGGUUGAUUGGGUUUGGAUGCUCCACCGCGAGGGACGUAUAGAAGAAGCUGUGGACGAGAGGCUUAGCGAUGAGUACGACGUUGAAGAAGCGAAUAGGCUGCUGCUCUUGGGGCUGGCGUGCUCGCAUCCCGUCGCCAGCAUGAGGCCGCAAACUCAAGUCAUAUGUCAGAUUAUCUCCGAGACUAUGCCGCCACCUCAUGUGCCGCCUUUCAAGCCGGUCUUCACUUGGCCUUCCUUGAGUACAACCGCCUUCAGCUCCAAUGAGAGUAGUUUCUCAAACUUUCUCUCAAACAGUAGUAAGAAACAUGGACUAGUAUCACAUUAGUACAUAACUGGGUUCAGCUCAGUUUUGAGUUAUUGAUAUACGGCAUGUUUUUGAGUCCAUUUGCUUAAUUGUACAUAUAUAUACAUGUGUUGGAUAGAAGAUGAUGGUGAUAAGUGGUCGCUUUUUUUUUUCCUGCGAUUCUUAAUGAAGACAAUGUAUAGCUUGUUCUAUAUUAAGUGGCUGUACUAAUCGCCGGUUUUGUAUAUUCAAGUUGAAACAGGCACAGAACACAAACAAGUAUAUAAAUAUACCAUGUAUUAUACUGUUGUUGAUUA
Molecule: messenger RNA, 2413 nt
Organism: Humulus lupulus (European hop)
Lineage: Eukaryota; Viridiplantae; Streptophyta; Magnoliopsida; Rosales; Cannabaceae
Product: probable L-type lectin-domain containing receptor kinase S.5
Exons: 2
Coding region: 96-2138 (680 amino acids)
Biological process (GO): protein phosphorylation
Cellular component (GO): plasma membrane
Molecular function (GO): carbohydrate binding; ATP binding; protein kinase activity
Source: RefSeq, a predicted model, not a curated record